Messenger RNA from Ectocarpus sp. CCAP 1310/34, 572 nucleotides. Lineage: Eukaryota; Phaeophyceae; Ectocarpales; Ectocarpaceae. The record is from the annotation of a GenBank genome assembly.
AUGCGCUCAAGCGACGGUGUGGAUGACGGCGUGCAGGAGUCCGUACAGGAGGGCUUCGACCAGGGCUACGCGGUGGGGGCGGCCGUGGGGUGGGAGGUUGGGUCGCUGUACGGCGCAGCCGCCGCUGCGGAAGCAGCCCUCAAGCAGGCCGCUCGCGGGGGGCAAUCCACGGAGAAGGAAGCGGGGACGAUAGGAGGGCUACGACUCGAAACGGCGGCAGGAAGUAGCACGUCUGGAGCUGCGUUUAGUGCAGCAUCCCUAGGUUCUGCGGGUGCUAGUGAGAUUGCUGUAUCGCGACCAGUGGCGAGCGGUAGAAAUACUAAGACUUUCCCAGCCGUGGGAACGGCGGAGGAUUUGCAGCGGUUGGUGGGGGAACUUCGACGGGCAAGUCUGUUGGGGCCGGAUGGACCGGGCGUGCCCGACAGGGCGGAAGUUCUACGGAGACUUCGACUCGUCGGCCCCGCCGGAGUAGCUGUUGCUGAUGGCUUGGACGAGUAGAAAAUUUUGAAGCAGCGGUUGUUCACGUGAGGGAGUUUAACGUUCACCGUUCGAAGAUUUUCCUCGAUGUACAU